This is a messenger RNA of Tripterygium wilfordii, 908 nucleotides long. Its product is annotated as probable ribosome biogenesis protein RLP24. Lineage: Eukaryota; Viridiplantae; Streptophyta; Magnoliopsida; Celastrales; Celastraceae. Gene Ontology annotation, biological process: ribosomal large subunit biogenesis. Gene Ontology annotation, cellular component: nucleolus. The transcript is spliced from 5 exons. The record is from RefSeq and is a predicted model, not a curated record. The coding region runs from base 188 to 694 and encodes 168 amino acids.
GCACAACAGCCCUCAACUCUUCCCUUGUUUGGCGUCUAUUAAACGCAAACCGCGACAAACAUUCGCGGCAUUCCUCUUUCCUGUAAACCUUUCUCGGCCGCAGCCGUCAGUUGCGGGCAAACCCGGAGUGAUUGGAGCUCCCUCAGCCCUAUAACAGCAAUUACAAGUUGUCUAAUCCAAAUACACAAUGAGGUUGGAGAAAUGUUGGUUCUGUUCUUCUACUGUAUAUCCCGGGCAUGGCAUUCAGUUUGUUCGUAAUGAUGCAAAGAUUUUCCGGUUUUGUCGAUCAAAAUGCCACAAGAACUUCAAAAUGAAGAGGAACCCUCGCAAAGUGAAAUGGACCAAGGCUUAUAGAAGAUUGCAUGGAAAAGACAUGACACAAGAUUCGACCUUUGAGUUCGAAAGAAAGCGAAAUAGGCCCGAGAGAUAUGACAGGAAUCUUGCGGAGAACACUCUGAAGGCAAUCAAGAAGAUAGAUAAAGUCAGAACUGAUAGGGAGAUAAGACACCUGGAGAAGAGGAUGAAAGGCAAGAAUAUCAAGGAGCGGAGGGAGGCAGCGAAGGAAUUGGAACAGGGUAUCCAUUUGGUCAAAGCUCCUCUGGCUCUCAAACAAGAGCCAUCUCUCACACUACCGAAAAUCUCAGUCAAGGUUCCACAACAGCAGGCCCAGGAAAAUCAAGCAAUGGAAGAAUGAAUUUGUCUUUGAGCACUGACAUUGUUUUUUCGCUCAUCUUCCCUCAGGUUUUUGUUUGUGUUAUAACUUUUGGCCGAACAUUUUUCUCUGUCAGUUUCUAAGUUUGUGUAAGUUCGGUAAGUAUGACACUCACUGUUGUGUUUUCCUUUUUCUCCUCGUUCGAGGAAUUAUAACUAUGUUAUCAGUUUUGUGUUUGGUCUGCGAGAUAUUAAAA